GUCAUAAGCAGAAAAUUAAAAAACGUGUGGACGGUGAGAUCUCUUAUUCCCUCUUCCACAAUCAUUCAUUCAUUCAUUUCUACCAUCUCUCGCACUUCCAAAACUACAUAUAUAUAUACACACACAUAUGCAAGCAUUUACACGCACAAAACCUUAAAUUUCACUAACCAAACGCCCUUCAUCACCACCAACCUCCUUUUCUACAUCCUCCAAAAAAAGGGUCACAGGCAGAAAGAUUCAAGACUCGUUUGAAGGUACAGAAACAUGGCACUGGGUGGAGAAAUCAUGGGCUCUUCUUUAAUGGAGAAAUCAUCGUUUCUUGCUGUCACCCUCGAUGCUGCUUCUGAACCAGCACAAGAACCGUUUUUUGUGAUGACAAGAAAAGGUGUGAAGAGUACAACCCUUGUUGCAGCCAUCAGUGAGGAUUUGGAUUUGGUGAAAGUUGUGCCUGAAAAAGCAGUGAAGUUCAAGGUGAGGGCAGUGGUCACAGUGAGGAACAAGAACAAGGAGGAUUUCAAGGAGACUUUUGUUAAGCAUUUGGAUGCUUUUACUGACAAGAUUGGGAGAAAUGUUGUUUUGGAACUUGUCAGCAAUGAUAUUGAUCCAAAAACCAAGGCCCCCAAGAAGAGCAAUGAAGCUGUGUUGAGGGACUGGUCGAAGAAAUCAAACCUGAAAACAGAGAGAGUAAAUUACACAGCAGAAUUUGUGGUGGAUUCCAACUUCGGGAUUCCAGGGGCAAUAACAGUGGCUAAUAAACACCAGCAAGAAUUCUUCUUAGAGAGUAUCACAAUUGAAGGAUUUGCAUGUGGCCCUGUUCACUUUCCCUGCAAUUCUUGGGUUCAGUCCAAGAAAGAUCAUCCUGGGAAAAGAAUUUUCUUCUCUAAUCAGCCAUAUUUGCCUGAUGAAACACCUGCAGGGCUGAGAGCCCUUAGAGAGAAGGAGCUAAGAGAGCUGAGAGGUGAUGGGAACGGUGAAAGGAAAUUGUCUGAUAGAAUAUAUGACUUUGAUGUGUACAAUGAUCUUGGCAAUCCAGACAAGGGGAUUGAUUCCGCUAGACCGGUGCUUGGAGGUGACAAAAGGCCGUACCCUAGGCGCUGUCGCACUGGACGUCCUCCGACCGACACUGAUUUGAAUUCUGAGAGCCGAGUCGAGAAGCCACUGCCAAUGUAUGUGCCGAGAGAUGAGCAAUUUGAGGAGUCGAAAAUGAAUGCUUUCUCAACUGGGAGGCUGAAGGGACUGCUUCACAGCAUUAUACCAUUGUUAAUGGCCAGCAUCUCUGCUAACAACAAAGAUUUCAAGGGGUUCUCGGACAUCGAUAGCCUCUACAGCGAAGGCCUUCUUCUCAAACUCGGCCUCCAAGAUGAGAUCUUGAAGAAGAUCCCAAUACCUAAGGCUGUUAGUAAAAUUCAAGAAGGUGGUCUACUCAAAUACGACGUUCCGAAGAUUGUAUCGAAGGACAAAUUUGCAUGGUUGCGAGAUGACGAAUUUGCCCGCCAGGCCAUAGCAGGGGUAAAUCCUGUCAACAUUGAGAGGCUUCAGGUUUACCCCCCAGUGAGUAAGCUUGACCCUGAAAUCUAUGGACCACAAGAAUCAGCUCUCAAAGAAGAACACAUUUCUGGCCAACUCAACGGGAUGACUGUACAACAGGCUCUGGACUCCAGUAGGCUCUACAUCAUCGAUUACCACGAUAUUUACUUGCCAUUCCUCGAUCGGAUGAAUGCUCUUGAUGGCCGAAAAUCAUAUGCAACACGUACGAUAUUUUUCUUGACUGACUUGGGCACGCUCAAACCCGUAGCAAUCGAGCUCAGCCUCCCGCCGACCUCUCCAAACACACGGUCAAAGCGUGUGCUCACACCACCGGUGGAUGCAACCACUUAUUGGAUGUGGCAAUUAGCCAAAGCGCAUGUUUGUUCCAAUGAUGCUGGUGUCCAUCAACUUGUCAACCAUUGGUUGCGCACACAUGCGACCAUGGAGCCAUUCAUAUUGGCAGCACAUAGGCAGAUGAGUGCAAUGCACCCAAUCUUUAAGCUUUUGGAUCCGCAUAUGAGAUAUACAUUGGAGAUCAAUGCCUUGGCACGACAGAGCUUGAUUAGCGUUGAUGGCGUGAUCGAGUCUUGCUUCACGCCCGGCCGUUACUGCAUGGAAAUCAGCGCUGCCGCCUACAAGAGCUGGCGCUUUGAUCAGGAAGGCCUCCCAGCCGAUCUCAUCCGCAGAGGAAUGGCUGUACCCGACCCCACCCAACCACAUGGGCUUAAACUAACUAUUGAGGACUACCCAUAUGCCACGGAUGGGCUGAUGAUUUGGGGCGCUAUCGAGAACUGGGUCCGCAAUUACGUAAACCACUACUACCCAGACUCGGCCCGUGUCUGCAACGACAAGGAGCUCCAAGCCUGGUACGCCGAGUCCAUUAACGUGGGGCAUGUCGACCUUCGCCAUGCAGAGUGGUGGCCCACAUUAGCCACCCCAGAGGAUCUUAUUUCGAUUCUCACCACCAUAAUAUGGCUAGCAUCAGCUCAACAUGCUGCAUUGAAUUUCGGCCAAUACCCAUAUGGUGGUUACGUCCCGAACCGGCCACCACUCAUGCGCCGCCUGAUCCCCGAUGAGAACGACCCUGAGUACGCAGUGUUUCUCUCAGACCCACAGAAGUACUUCUUCUGUGCCCUACCAAGUUUGUUACAAGCUACAAAAUUCAUGGCUGUCGUAGAUACAUUAUCAACUCACUCUCCCGACGAGGAGUACCUAGGGGAGAGGCAUCACCAGUCGAUAUGGUCCGGUGAUGCCGAGGUCAUUGAGGCCUUCUACGAGUUCUCAGCUGAGAUUAGACAGAUCGAGAAGGAAAUUGAGAGACGGAAUGCGGAUCCAAAUCUGAAGAACAGGUGUGGCGCGGGAGUGCUACCAUACGAGCUUCUCGCCCCUAGCUCCGAACCCGGAGUAACAUGUAGGGGUGUACCUAAUAGUGUGUCCAUAUGAGUAAAAAUUGAUUGUUGCUGUUAAAACACAGCUAGUUGAUUAGGUUCUUACAGAUAUGUAUAGUUGUACUAAGAUGAUUGUAAUACUGAUUAGUUGAAGGUAGGGGUAAAUAUAAUACAUAAAUGGUUGUAGAAAGGAGCCUUGUAAUUGCUCAAGUAUAUAUUGAGAUGGAAAAUUUUUAUCCAAAUCA
Messenger RNA from Sesamum indicum (sesame), 3160 nucleotides. Its product is annotated as linoleate 13S-lipoxygenase 3-1, chloroplastic. Gene Ontology annotation, biological process: lipid oxidation. Gene Ontology annotation, molecular function: metal ion binding; oxidoreductase activity, acting on single donors with incorporation of molecular oxygen, incorporation of two atoms of oxygen; protein binding. Lineage: Eukaryota; Viridiplantae; Streptophyta; Magnoliopsida; Lamiales; Pedaliaceae. The record is from RefSeq and is a predicted model, not a curated record.